ACCGAGCAACGGGCAAACGAAAACGAAGUUUAUUCAGCGAAGUUUAUUCAGAAACCAUUCCAUUAUGUUGUGCGUUGCACCGCCUUCUGCCCGAACAGCCAGAGUCGUCUCAUGAAAUGGCUAAAUUUGUGUUGGCUGGCAGAACGGACUGCCCAUAUUAUGCCAAAGCAGAACUUUUAGCUGACCGAUUGGCGCGUUCUUUGCCAAAUUUCCGCAUUCACAAGAUCUCGAUCCUCCCAGAUGAAUGGAAGGAUUGGCUACAAGACACUUGCAUGAAAAAUGGCUGGAAACAUGAAGAGUCCCCUCUGGUGUGGAGAGAAUUGGUGCACCAAGGAGGCAAAGGCGUGUUCUUAGGGGGCUUUGAUGACUUUUUAGAGCACUGUCAGAAUUACUACAACAUCACAUCAGACAUGUCUGAAGAAAUGAUGCAGAGUAUUGCAGAAGAAAACCUUGAGACCAAGAUCACCCUGAUUUUGGAGGCACAUCAUCGGGCCAGUCUCAUCCAACCCCUUCACAUAUGGAUCAGCAGCGCUCUAAACCCAACCUGCAACAUGCUGAUCCCCAGUCUGCUCUCCACCGAGGUGCUCUCCCAAGCAUCUGCCAUAAGUCUUCACCUCCUGGAUGUGGAAGGCAAUGAGGAGGAACUCGAGUCACUGAAGAUGGAGACGGAAGAUCUGGCUUUGCCUCUACUCCAUCAGGUGACCAUUCACACAGAUCUCAAAGACGCUUUCCAGAAAGCUGAGAUCAUCCUCCUAUUGGAUGACCACUGGUCUGGAGGCAACAAUGCCACGGAUGUGGAGCAACAACAGACGAUAAAAGCGCUGGCAGCCCUGUACGCUGAAUAUGGGCGCUUGAUUGAGGAGAGGGCCAAUGGGGACGUGAAGGUGAUUGUGUCCGGCGGCUCGCUUGUGAACCUCAGAUGCUCACUUCUACUGAAAGCGUGCUCACUUGACAGCCGUCGCUUUGUUGCCGUCGCAACUCAGCUGGAGAAUGAAGCCAGAGCCGCCAUCGCCAACAAGCUCCGAGUGAGGACCUCAGAGGUGACAGACGUCAUUGUGUGGGGAGAUGUUGGAGACAGCUUCUACAUAGAUCUGCAGAGGGCAAAUGUUUUUAAUUAUGAUGGACCAAUCAAAGGGCCGCCCUUCUUUUCCCAUCCAGUGCUCGAGAUUAUCUACGACAGAGAAUGGGUUGAGGGCGACUUCCAAGACAUCGUGCGUUCUCAGCGGGCAGCCGUAGUCUCAAAGACAUGUCGCGGAGCGGACAUGUCGACUGCCAAUGGGAUCCUCACUCUCCUAAAGGCAUGGAAUGGGACCUUGACUCCGAGUCAGGUGUUCUCUGUGGGAGUCUCGUGCACAGACCAUUACGAACUCCCCGGCGACGUCAUCCUUUCAGUACCAGUGACGUUCACAGACGGCCAGUGGUCGGUUGUGUCGGAUGUGACUGUUGGAGAUGAUCUGAAGCAGAAACUUCACCUUUUUGCAAGUAAUCUCAGGAAAAAAAUGGAUACAGAGAAACCCAGUACAGAGGUCAACCAAGAGCCCAGUACAGAGGUCAACCAGGAGCCCAGUACAGAGGUCAACCAAGAGCCCAGUACAGAGGUCAACCAGGAACCCAGUACAGAGGUCAACCAAGAGCCUGAUCAAAACUUUGACAAAUCCAUGGAAAACCAGGCCACCGUAGAUACGCUUUAGUGCACAGGUGUCAAAGUCAAGGCUCGGGGGGCCAGAUGUGGGCCGCCAUAUCAUUUAAUGUGCCCCGCGAAAGCAAAUCAAGCAUGUCAAGUUCCAUGCUUGCUUAUGUGUGAACCAAAAUUUCAAAUGGUCAUAUGUAAUCCACAAUAACAGUCAUUAUCAUUGACUUGUGAUUUUUAAAAUAAGUUAAGCUGCGUAUGUAAUAUGUGGAGGGGACUAAACAUUUAUACGUUUUCCCAAAAUUCACAACAGCCCUCCCAAGAGAAACUGUGACUCCAAUGUGGCCCGCGACAAAAAUGAGUUUGACACCCCUGCUUUAGUGCAUCGUGCUUUUCAGUUUGUUCUUUUAUUCUUUCUUUCUCAUGCAAUGUUAAAGUGUAAUGCACCAAUUUUGUACAAUAAACCUCCUUGCCUGGGCAAA
Hippocampus zosterae (dwarf seahorse) is the source of this 2112-nucleotide messenger RNA. It is a transcript of the gene mdh1b, whose product is annotated as malate dehydrogenase 1B, NAD (soluble). The record is from RefSeq and is a predicted model, not a curated record. Gene Ontology annotation, biological process: oxaloacetate metabolic process; malate metabolic process; tricarboxylic acid cycle. The transcript has 10 exons. Bases 117 to 1691 code for a protein of 524 amino acids. NCBI's taxonomy places the organism in Eukaryota, Metazoa, Chordata, Actinopteri, Syngnathiformes, Syngnathidae. Gene Ontology annotation, molecular function: L-malate dehydrogenase (NAD+) activity.